Molecule: messenger RNA, 8742 nt
Organism: Doryrhamphus excisus (bluestripe pipefish)
Lineage: Eukaryota; Metazoa; Chordata; Actinopteri; Syngnathiformes; Syngnathidae
Source: RefSeq, a predicted model, not a curated record
GAUGUCAUACAGGGCGGUCGUCUAUAAAUAGUGCCAUCAUCCUCCCAUCACUUGUAAUCCUCAUUGGACCGACGCACACCCAAACAUGAAGAACUUGAGGAUUAUUGUCUUUUUAGCCAUUUCUUUACUCGCCUCUGCUCAAAUUCCAAGAAGAUGCUCUUCACCGCCCAAGUAUCCAACCACCAGACUCAGGAGCAGAUUCAGCAGGAGACAUACGUUUGACAGCGGCCAGAAGGUUUACUAUAACUGUGUCGAGGACUUCGUUCCUCACGCCGGCAACCUGUCAGUGACGUGCAUCGAUGGAACCUGGACCAAGUUGACUCUAAAAUGUGAAAAAAAAUCAUGUGGUAAUGCUGGAGAUCUACCCCACGGGUGGCUGCAAUAUGAAGGACAUUCAUUCAUCGGGGAGAAGGUCUACGCUAUAUGCAAUGAUGGAUACACUUUAAAAGGACCCAAGUACAUGACGUGUAAGAAAAGUGGAUGGACUGGUAAAUUCCCCACAUGUGAAGAAGAUACGACCUGCUCCACUCCUGAAGUACCCAACUCAGUGGGCAGCAAUGUUUCCUUUCACCACGUGGGUGAGAAGAUGACCUUCACCUGCACUUCAGGUUUCAUGUUGGAUGGCCCACAACAGAUAACGUGUGGUCCCUCAGGCCAGUGGGAACCCAAACCCCCUCGGUGCCUGACCUCCCUAAGCCAAGGCGGCUGUGGCACUCCUGCAAAUAUCAAGAACUCUAACACCAACCUAGCUGACAGGUUCAUCACCAGGACGACCUUUGCCCCUGGGGAGCAAGUCCAUUACACGUGUGAUGUCGGCUACAGGCCAGUGGGUGGCAGCAGAUACAGGACUUGUGUCAGGGGACAAUGGACGCCACUUCUGCUCAAAUGUGAACGUAAGCUGUGUGGUUCUGCGGGGGAGAUUAAAAACGGAUACUUCAUCUACUCUGGAGUGGAGUUUGGAGAUACUGCUACAGCUCACUGUGAUGAGGGGUUUCAGCUUGUAGGACGGUCAACCAGGAACUGCAUGAGUUUUGGCUGGGAUGGUCGUGCACCCUUUUGUGAAGUGGUGGAGUGUGAAGAGCCUCCAGAGGUGACCAACGCAAUGAAGAAAGGCCCAGUAGAAGGUCCAUAUAAGUACAGGAGCGUUAUAGUGUACGAGUGUCGCCGAGGAACCCUGUUGGGGAACAAGGAGGUAUGGUGCACAAAGAACGGCACAUGGAGCACACCGCCGACAUGCAGAGAGAUCACAUGUCCACCUCCCAGUGUGCCCAACGCCGCCUGGACGCGAGCUCACACGAGACCUUAUCAACACCGGGAUGCCGUUACCAUCGACUGUCGCCACGGUUACACAAGGGUUGGCGUGAGUACUGUCACCUGCGGCAACAACGGCCAGUGGAUUCCCAGUCUUCCCAAAUGUAGACACACAUAAAUAAACAACGCAUGGCGUACUAACUGGAGCCGAUAUGCCGUCUGAUGUGGCGCUACAGUAUUCAGUCCAGGAACAACAUAACCAUAAAGGGGACCUAUUAUGCUCAUUCUCGGCGGUUUGUAUUGGGUUGUGGACUCCUAUAGAGUAGCUACACACAAUAACCCGCACAGAAAGCUUUCUAGAUCUUCCAGAUUCUGCACCUCUUUCUGCAGUGUUUCCACAGACUUCCUGCUUCCGACUGUUUAAUGCCACUCCUAAUCGCUCUCGAGGACUUCUGGAUACGUAAGUCCGCAUUUACUGAGUGUAGCCUGUAUAAGGAAGUCCGGAUCGCUUUGAUGCAAGUAGAACUUUAAAAAAAAAACUCGGCAAAAAAAAAAAAAAAGCACAAUAGGUCCCCUUUUAUGCUUCCUUGCCAUUUCCUCACAAAGUUCAUAACAUCCUUCCAGACAUUAAAUGUGUAUGUUUAUUUCAAUAUGUGUUUCUGGGCAAGAACAAGUACAAACUUGUUGUAUUCACCUCCUGUACAUUUAGUUUUUUUCUUUACAGUGGAUAAUGUCACGUGUAUCAUCAUCUAUAGACUAAACUGCGAGUGAGCGUUCAUGAACAAAACAAGCUACAAGAAAAGAACACCAAUUCCAUUCAUUUUAAAAAGACAAUACAAAAUCCAGACAUUUACAUGAGCAAUAACAAUUCAAGUGCAAAUAUUAUCAACUAUAUGAUACAUCAUAGCAAACUCUCUUUUAAAAGGCAUCAAAUUCAAUCCAAAAAAAAAAUAAUAAUCAUUCAGGUUGCCGGAAAGAAGCUGAUUCUGAACUAAAGGGGAGUACUACUAAUUUAUUUUUUUCAAGGAAAUUCAGUCAAUCUUUUUGAGUGACAUGGCCUCAAAUUUGCGAUCAAAACUUAAUUUCCUUCUUCGGUUGAAUACAGUACACGUAUGGAUUAGCAAUGACACGGUCAACUGUUUAUUUGCUUUCUUUUGGGGCCUUUUCGGUAAAUAAAUGCCCUGUAAAUCACAUUGUGUGUUUCUAAACCAGCCGAGCUGCUUCCUGUUUCCGGUUUUACUGCAGGGGACACUUGCCAGGUCUUUUUUCAACGUUUUUUUUUUUUUAUCUCCUAAAACUAUGCAUCCUAUUUUAUUUUAAAGUUAAAUUAUAAUACCCUGUUGCAGUCAUUGUUUUGAAAUCACAAAGAAAAUAUAUAUUUUUUUAAUUUUCCAAACAGAAAAUGCAAAAUUUUCAUGCAGUGCUGCUUUCCACAAGAUUAUUUUGUGUCACGUUUGAACCAAAUUGAAGGUGUGCUAUAUGUAUUUAAUCAUUGCACUUUUACUAUAAAAAAAGGUAGAAUAAUGAGCUGUUGAUCUAGUGCACAAAACAAUGUGACCUCUUUGGAAGAGCUGUCUUCACCGGGACACAACAAACAUGAUUUUGGGGAGUUUGUAUAGUCUUUGGAUUUGGAACGGGCACGACAUUUUAGGGGGCAAAAAAAAAAAUUCUGGGGUCCUGCUUUAACAAAAAUCAACCCUCGUCUUAAUUUGUAUUAUUUACAAGAUUGAAAUCUGCUCCACGGUGAUAGAACAACUAAAGUAUUUCGAGAUUCUUUGUUUUUUUUUUUUUUAUCUAUUUGAAAUAUCCAGACUAUGACGUGAGUACAUCAGAAAGACAAAAGUGAGAUUGAAGAUUUAAAGUGACCUUUUACAAGAAGCAGCAAAACAUCAUGUCCCUCAAAGACAUUCAACUCUCCGAGACACAUUCUACAUCAUCUCAUUCCUGUGGCUCUACCAGUUAUUAGUUUAUUAUUCGUCUUCCAAAAAAUGUCCUCUGUGUUCCUGGAAUGAAUAACCACCUUUUUUUUUUUUUUUUUUUGUAUUUGCUUUAAAGUCGCCUUGGAAAAGAAAAAAAAAACAAAUUCUGGGCGGGAUGGAAAAGGCUGGUGCAGUCUAGACAGCACAGAUGAACUGUUUUAACAGUAAAACUGCUCUAAGAGCUCAAACAUAGUAAGGCUUUAAAUGAGCUGGAACGCAGCUGCGACAUGAAUUAGUUAGCAACUGCUCCUCCUCGAGGACACACACACACACACACACACACAUAUGAUGAUGAUGGAACUCGGGUUACACAACACUUGCACAACACUGACAGUCAUACUUACUUACUUGGUCGCAGUCGGAGCUGGAAUUCAGUCCAGUCAUUUAAGCAAAUACAACAAGCUCUAACACAAUAUCACUCCUACUGUCUCAAACAGGCAAUUCUACCCUUUUAAUGGUCUCAUUGCACGUCACAAUAGAAACCGAACCCACUCACAUAUUCUACAUCCCCACUAAAAUGCUCACGCUCGGGGACUGUGUACUUUAUCCGGCAUAGAAAACUGACAAACACAAAUUAUUUUAAAGGUUUGUCAAUUGAAAUUGAACAGAAGGUAAAAAAAAAAAAAAAAGCGUGUGUUUUUUUUUUUAAUAUGUCGAAGUCCUUUAAGAGUUGCGGGAUGUAGCCUGUAAGAGAGGAAGGGGGGGUGUUUACUGAGUUGGAGAUGUAUGUUUACUUGUAUGGUCGCAGGAAAGCAGAGACUUUGCUGCUUAUGAGACGUAUGAAGGAGCGAGGAAGCAUCUCGUUGGACUCCCGAGUGGUGUACUUGAAGUAGUUGUUUGGGUGAGCCAGCACGUCAAAAAGAGUCUUUAUCAGUUUUUUAUCCUGGAACCAAAGAAGUACAGAGGUUAGAGUCUUAAAUGUGUAUUUUAUGAUUUAAUUAUUUUGAUUUUUGUUCUUCAGGUUCCCCAAAUUCAUUUGCAACAGCAUAACAGAUAAAGAUGUCUGCCAAAAUUGUAACAAACUGAGUUUACAGUAACAGCUAUGAGUUAUUUAUAUUUGGUGCAUUCAUAGUAUAGUGUACUACACAGUUUUUUGUACAAUUAUCAUUGCAGAAAAGAAAGGUGUGGUUAGUUUUUAUUAUGUAUGUAUUAUGUAUUUUAUUAUUUUAUUAUUUUAGUUAUGGUAAUGGUUUUAUUUCAUUUGAACAUGCAUCAGGUUACAAUUGAAUGCAUCCCAUAAUAGUUCACAGUUCCACAUGUCCAAAAGGAGUAGGAAGAAGCAAAGCUUAUUAAAUCCUACCCCUACAUCUGGUACUUUUACAAUCAGUAACUGUUACAUUUGUUCACUUCCUGCUUUCCUAAUAUAGUUUUUUUAUUUUUUUUAUUUUUUGGGUCACGUAUCGAAGUACGAGGUGAUAUGUCCAUACAAUGACAUAAUGGUUACCAUAGUAACCGUUCAAGACUCUUCAUCCUUGUAUUUAGCAAACAUCAACUGCUUGUAUUGUUUCUUGAAUUGGCUCAUCGUUGUGCAUUGUUUGAGGUCCUUACUCAAUCCAUUCCAUAGUUUGAUUCCACAUACUGAAAUGCUAUGGCUUUUUAACGUAGUCCUAGCAUAUAAGUGUUUCAAAUGUAGUUCUUCCCUGAGAUCAUAUUUCUCCUCUCUUGUAGAGAAGUAUUGGAUGACAUUUUUAGCUAAUUGGUUGUUUUUAGCCUUGUGCAUUAUUUUAGCUGUUUGAAGAUGAACUAUAUCAGCAAGUUUAAGUAUUUGUGAUUUUAGAAAUAAGGAGUUAGUAUGUUCUCUGUAGGCGGCAUUAUGAAUUAUCCUUACUGACCUUUUUUGCAGUACAUUUAGCGAAUGAAGAUUGCUUUUAUAGUUAUUAUCCCAUAUUUCCACACAAUAAGUAAGAUAUGGUAGAACCAGAGAGCAAUAAAGCGUGUGGAGUAAUUUCUGAUUGAGAACGAAUUUUGCUUUGUUCAAUAUUGAAAUAUUACUGCUUAUGUUGUAUAUUUGUAAUAUGAGUUUUCCAGCUCAUAUUUUCAUCUAUUGUGAAAUAGAAAUUUAUUUUACUUCACCCUUUCAAUGUCUACACGAAAUGUUAAAUGUAACAGGCUAGCUCUUCCAUCAUCUCCCCCUCCUCCCUCCACGCCAAGUUAAAGGUCAAUAAGUGGCGUUACAUGUUCAUUUAUCUAUUAAGUCAUAAUUUAUAUGUAUUGCGCAUUGCUUACUGCAUGUAAAACUAAAAGUAAUCUCUAUAAAACGUGUUUUGUGUUUGGAAUAGAUUCAUUGAUUUACACUAUUUUUCAUAGGAAAAAUUGAUUCGGUUUAUGUACAUUUUGUUAAAAAAAACAGAGGUUCCACUGUUCCACCAUUAGAUAGUAUAUAUUUUUUGCUCCUCGUCAGAUGUUCGAUGCCUCUACUUCAUUGAUCACCAUUGUUUUAAAAUUAACCUCAUAACGUCUCCUCUGUUGUAGGGUAACUUGCCCGACCUUUGAGACAUUUUUUUUAGCAUGUGUGAGUGACAGUAAGAAAAGCUCUGACUCACUUGGGAAAAAAUCGUUUAGCACCUUUUGAUUUGCAUGUAUGAAUCUACAAUUUAGUACUGUGACAUAUUACAGAUUAGAAUAUACUACAUUUGGGUCAAGUUCCAGGUCGGAUCGAGGAUCUUAUUUGUGCGGUCCAGGUCAAACGUGGCAGUUUUGGGUCAGAUGCAGUAUUGAAUAUCAUCAGGUCGGGACUGGAUGUGUGUGUGUGUAGUGGGAUCGACUAACUAGGGCAGGUUGAGGCCUCACCUUGAGGAUUUCUUGAUGGUUUUCUGAAGCAUAUAGUCUUCCAUCUCUUACUAUGUCCUCGACCAGCUGCUCAUAGUCCUCUGAUGGGAGAGAGAGGAAACACAAUAUACUCCUGGUCAUAUUAUGAGAUGACGUGUUUGUAUCGAGCGCUUUACUUACCAUCAUAAGUCACGUAAGGGAUCUGGAAGCCCCUGGCGCUGUUGGCCUCAUUGGACUUGAAAUUAAUCCACAGGCGCCUGGAGCGCGCUGUGAAGGCAAUAGGCCGCUCAUAAGUCUGACACGUCUCAUAGGUAGUGAUGGAUGUAGCUGACCCUUGCAAGAGCACAGGAAGGACAAUGAUGAAUCCAGUUUGCAGACACGGUGCCCCCCCCCCCUCCUUUUUAUGCAAAACACUCACAGUUCUUCCUCAUCACCAGCACAUCUCCACAUUCGUCCUCUGAGGGCAGGAAGAUCUCCGGCACCACAAUUAGGAUCUUCCGCUUGCUGGGCGGGUUGAUGUUCCAAAUGCACUCCACAUUUGCUGGAUAAUUACCCGGGUAGUUCGGGGACUCGAUGUAACCCAUGAACUCGCCCAUCUCGCCUCCGCAUUGCCUGUCUAGACAUGCCCCCCCGCCACAAACAUAUUAGCAUCAAUGAAAAAGCCUAAAAUGCUAAUUUGUAUACUCACUCUUGCACUGUGAUACGCUAGUAGCGCCAUCAAAAUCUGUGGUGGUGUUUCCAGGACAGGAAAUACAAUAAUUCUGCCUGAAUUCGGUCUGAUAGGUUCCAACCGGGCAGCGGAUACACCUGUGUACUGAUGUGUUGUAGUAAUGACCCGGAGAACACUGCACUGCAGCACCGAUGAAGACACACAAGGAAGUCAGCGUCCAUUUACACGCAACGUUGGAUUCUGUGCGCUCUCACCUUUCACCUCACAAUCAUGGAAGGAGCUCGCACCCUCACGCUUGGUGCUCAGUCCUCCCCCGCAAGGAAAGCACAAUGUCCGACCCAAAUCUGGCUGGUAAGUGCCUUGAGGGCAUGCUUGACAAGGCUUGAAGCCGUCGCCUGAGAAGAACCCGGUGGGACAUUGGCCUGUGGUGUGAAGACAAGCCAGAUGAAGCAUGGACCGUGGCCAUCGCUGCCUGGGCAGAGGUCACAUGCCAGUUGACCCUCCCUCUCCUGAAAGGUUCCAGGCGGACACUGGACACAGCGCUCCUGUUCACCGUGGUAGUACGAGCCGGGCAAACAUCUGACUGAAGAAACAUCCACAAAGACCAGGAAACACUUCUGGUUUACUCCACGGUUGGAUAAUGUCUUCAUCUGAUAUGUGCUAAACAUAAAAGAACUGCAUGCACUGAUGUUUGUAUGUUUAAUCUGCUACAUUUACAAUUAUAAUUACAUUUUUUUUCUUUAACAGAUUAAUAAUAACAGAAUAAUAAUGUUUUUUUUGGUUAGAGUACGUUUUGGUUUUAGUCAGAUCUUCUGUAACGAAAUUAUGAUGCUAACCAAUGUUCCACUGUAUAAUGCAAAGUACCAAAAACUUUCAUCACAUCCUGUAGGUUGCUACUUGGUUGCUCCAAAUUCUACAUGCACUGAGGUUUGUGUGUUUAUUCUGUUUUUUUGGUUAGAGUAUGUUUUGGUUUUAGUCGGUUUGAACAGAUUCAUAUGAUUUACAAAUCAUAUUCAAUAUUCAUACUAAUCAAUUAGUCGGUUUGAUUUAUCCAAACAGACUAAAACCGAAACAUACUCUAACCAAAAAAAUGAAAAAUUUACCAGAAGGAAUAAUAUAAAUCAUAUGAAUCUGUUCCAGCUAAUUCGUUCCACUGUAUAAUGUAAAGUACCAAAACUUUCAUCACACACUGUAGGCUGCUACUGAUCCCAAUUAAUUAUACUUGCACUGAGGAUUGUGUGUUUAUUGUUUUUUUGGUUAGAGUAUGUUUUGGUUUUAGUCGGUUUGAACAGAUUCAUAUGAUUUACAAAUCAUAUUCAAUAUUCAUACUAAUCAAUUAGUCGGUUUGAUUUAUCCAAACCGACUGUUCUUCGGAUUCUUCAGUCUGUUUUGGUUUUAGUCAGAUCUUCUGGAACAAAAUUAUGAUGCUAACCAAUGUUCCACUGUAUAAUGCAAAGUACCAAAAACCUUCAUCACAUACUGUAGGUUGCUACUUGGUUGCUCCAAUUAUACAUGCACUGAGGUUUGUGUGUUUAUUCUGUUUUCUACAUUUACAAUUUAAUUUAAAAAAAAAUGCUGGAACAGAUUCAAAUGAUUUACAUUAUUUCUUAUGGGAAAUGUUAAAUUUUUUUGGUUAGAGUAUGUUUUGGUUUUAGUUGGUUCGGACUAAUGAUGCUAACCAAUGUUCCACUGUAUAGUACCAAAACUUUCAUCACAUACUGUAUGGUCGUUUGUGUGUUUAUUAUCCCCCGCGUCCCCUUCGCUCCUCAGACUCAAACCUCCUGGCACUCCCCUGUAAGACCAAGCUCCGAACCUGGGGAGACAGAGCCUUCUCCAUCGCUGCCCCCACCCUCUGGAACUCUCUGCCCCAUUCACUUUGUGCUUGCCCUGACCUUCCCACCUCCAAAAAACAACUCAAAACCCACCUCUUUAAAUCUGUUUUUAAUGUCUAACUUUUUUUAUAUCUGACUGCUGUGCCCCCCCCGCCCCCGUUUUUUACUCAUGUAAAUUAGUAUUAACCAAUCAAUGUUGGAUUUUGGUGUGUCUUCUAUUCUGUUUACUUGCUUUAUUCUA